GCUAACCUGAGUAGAAUCAUUUCUGCUGAUGGGAUUCAUCAAAUGAGCUUUUACUGAACUUGUGCAGGACUUUGUCAGGGUUUAUUUUCUACAUGAUUAAAUCCCACUAAUCAUUACUGAGAUUGUUGAUUUGCUUGAGACGCUUGAAAUGUGCAGCAAAAUGUAGCUGAAAGAAGAAAAGAAAGAGUGAGAAACAUCCAUCCAAGUGUUGUCCAUCAGGUUUGUGUUGUUUUGUGUGUGCAGGCUGUCAGGCUGUCUGGUCACAGAGGAAGGCUGUGCUUCUCUGGCCUCAGCUCUGAGCUUCAAGACCUCAAAUCUGAGAGAGCUGGACCUGAGCUACAACCAUCCAGGAGACUCAGGAGAGAAGAUGCUGAGAGCUAAAGUGGAGGAUCCAGACUGUAGACUGGAAACUCUCAUGUACAGACAGACAGACACUCUCAGGGUGACGCCUGCUGGAGUCCGAUGGUUGACACCAGGUCUGAGGAAGUAUUCCUGUCAACUCACAGUCGACACAAACACAGUAAACAGAAACCUCAAACUGUCUGACAACAACAGGAAGGUGACACAUGUGGAGGAGGAUCAGUCGUAUCCUGAUCAUCCAGACAGGUUUGACUGUCAUCAGCUGCUGUGUGAAACUGGUCUGACUGAUCGCUGUUACUGGGAGGUGGAGUGGAGAGGAGAUGUUCAUAUAUCAGUGAGUUAAAGAGGAAUCAGAAGGAAAGGAUAUAGUGAUGACUGUGUGUUCGGACGUAAUGAUCAGUCCUGGAGUCUGAGCUGCUCUGAUGAUGGUGGUUACUAUGUCAGACACAAUAACAGUCAAACAUCCAUCAGGUCCUCCUCAGUCUCUCACAGAGUUUCAGUUUAUGUGGACGUUCCUGCUGGAACUCUGUCCUUCUACAGAGUCUCCUCUGACUCUCUGAUCCACCUCCACACCUUCAACACCACAUUCACUCAACCUCUCUAUCCUGGAUGUGGGUUCUACUUGUUCUCUGGUUCCUCAGUGUUUCUGUGCUGAGUUCAGUCUCCAGAGUCUCCUCCUGGUAGAGAAACAGUGUUGAACAGAUAGUUGAGUCUCUCCAUGACUCUGUCCCUCAGAAACAUGUUUUCACAUUCAUGGAUUAAAUGUGUUUCUUUGUGAAAUCCUUCUAAAUGAUUCCUUGUCAACUUGUUCCUCUUCAAAGAUGGAAGUUGUGAUUAUUCCAGGAGCCAAAUGUGGUGUUUGCGUCUUUUUCCAGUCAAAUGUUGAGAGUGAAAAUCAGGAUGUGGUGUUCCUCUGAUGCUCACUUGAACUAAAAGCAUUUGAGCUGCACAAAGUGUGAAAUGAGAGAGGAAGCAGUGAAUCUACAAACUGCUGACAGACUUUCACACAUUAUUGUCCAGUGAAAAUCAGGUUUUUGUGCAGCCAGACUUGAUCCUGAUUUGAGUGUUUAAGUCCUGUUCUAGUGAUGAAAUGAGAAGUUCCUUCAUCUUGUGUGUGAUGGAGAAGAAUAAAGGGCUGUGGCUAAAAAUCCUGA
Messenger RNA from Amphiprion ocellaris (clown anemonefish), 1514 nucleotides. RefSeq names its product neoverrucotoxin subunit alpha-like. Lineage: Eukaryota; Metazoa; Chordata; Actinopteri; Pomacentridae. Bases 368 to 703 code for a protein of 111 amino acids. The record is from RefSeq and is a predicted model, not a curated record. The transcript has 3 exons.